Molecule: messenger RNA, 283 nt
Organism: Acaulospora morrowiae
Lineage: Eukaryota; Fungi; Glomeromycota; Glomeromycetes; Diversisporales; Acaulosporaceae
Source: the annotation of a GenBank genome assembly
AUGCAAGAAUGCAAACAAGCUUUUGAAAAAGACUUAUUCAACAAAGAGUUGGCUCAAAAUAAUAAUAUAACAAGAGUUCCAGAUAAGCUUAGAUAUGAUGGAUCAACUGACAGAUGGCAACGAGUGAUGCAGAAGAUUCCAAGGAAAGCGAAUCAGCUUUUUCAGAAGAGGAAGGAAGGACUGGAUAAAAUCUUUGAGAAGCAAAGAACAUUAAUAUCGGAAUUGUCGGAGUUGGACGCUAAUCUACAAAAGAAGCAAAAAGAUCUGGAAGUCGAGACAAAUA